AUGGCACUGACUCGUAGCAGCACAAUUGUAACGCGAGGAAAGAACGUUGGCGUGAGGGUAAGAGCCUGUCGUACUCCGUGUCGACACAAAGACUGCAUUGCGGCCUCUGGACAAGUCUCCGACAGAUUACGGGAGAAGGAGAGUAUGCCUGACGCUGACGUGCAACGGCCUCGACAAUUGUCUGCCUCGCCAUCGCCGCGAUCAAACAAAGCCAACAGGGACGCAGCAGCCAGUCUGAGGCCUGCAUCACACCACUCAGCACAGUCAGGCAUUGGCUCGGAACAGAUCCAACAGUCCUCGCUCGUGCAGGAUUACUCGCCCUUUGCGCCCGGCCAUUCGCCUGCUUCGGCCUCUUCCUCUGUCGGAUCUUCGUCUCUUUCGGGCGAAAGCGGCCUCGACUCAGCCAAGGGCAGCCUGACAGGCUCCUUCAGCUCACUGCUGAGCGAUACUAAGAGUCCAUCAGUAGUAACGAGCGAGAAAGCGCCGACAGGCACGCUCGACGCGAUACUACAGCAAGACGAAAUGCCACCUCAGUCGCCUGAUGAGGCAUCCGGCCAGUCCCACUCGCCCACGACUGCUCUUGCCGCCAGCUCCGGCUCGUCCACGGAAGAUGCGAGCCUGCUCAGACCAGACGGCAGUUCUCAGGGUCAGCGAAAGGGCGUCAGACGACCGAGCUCAGCUUCCUCGUCCACAUCGACCAAUGGCGAUCCAGCGCGACGGCCCCUCCCCCAGCGAGGCAUGGACGGCGAGGAACACAAACGAUCCACAGAUCCAAGCAAGCCUUCUUUCCGUAAGACGCCCAGGCUAGCUCAGCAGCCACUGUCGGAGGAAGCCAAGCAGUCUGCUGGCUCCAGUGGCAGCAAUUCGCACGAGAACUCUAUGACCACUUCACCGAGCGGUACUGGCAAUGUCUCGCCUUCUGCAAGCCGGCAUUACGAACAUGCAUCUGAGCUUCCUCGUAGAAAUUCUUGGGCCAGUCGCGCAGGCUCAGACUAUGCCCCGCUGUCCACGCCAGUCGAUCAGUCUUUCUCUUCUGGCAUAGGGAGCCGUAUCGGCUCGACGAAUGCGCUCUCGCGAGUCUUCUUCAGUAGAGAGUCGUCGCACGCGAGCCUGCCUCGGCUACAGCGCUCGACCUCGACAGGACCAACCGCAGGUCCAAGCUCUCAGCCGGCGUUCACGAUGCCUGCUGCCAAUGGGCCCCGGCAGCAGAGCGAUGCCGGAUCACGUUCGCGACGUAGCAGGAGAAGGAAGCGGAAACAUGUCGACCUCGCCGGCUAUUCGUCUAGCGAGCUGUUGCGCUUGCUCGCAUCCCUGCUGCAGCAAAUAGCCAAAGCUAACGACACUCUCUCCUCCCCGCCCCUGGACGAGAGCCCCAAUGCGCCCAGUGUGGGUCCCUCAUCGAGUACGGCUCGAUCGACUGGCCACAGUCCGACUGCGUCUCUCUCUGCCUCUCCGGAUACGUCACGACAGGAGCACAUGAUGUCUUCGCACAGCAAGGAUCACAUCUUGACAGCUUCGAAAUCUGCCCUGCACAGUCCUAAUGCGACGCUGUGCUUUCAUGCGCGGAAUAUACCUAGCAUAGGCAUCGAAGCCUAUCUCUUGCGGAUACUCAAGUAUUGCCCGACAACGAACGAAGUGUUUGUAUCGCUGCUCGUGUAUUUCGACCGCAUGGCAAAGAGAGGACUCGAGACGGCAGAUAGAUCGGGACCGCUGGAUGGCGACACGAUGGCGCGCAAGAUACUGACUAUAGACAGCUACAACAUCCAUCGACUCGUCAUUGCUGGCGUGACAGUCGCCAGCAAGUUCUUCUCGGACGUCUUCUACACAAACUCGAGAUAUGCAAAGGUGGGAGGUCUGCCGUUGCAUGAACUCAAUCAGCUCGAGCUGCAGUUUCUGCUGCUCAACGACUUUAGUCUCGUCAUCCCACUGGAGGAGAUGCAACAGUACGCAGAUCAUCUUCUACUCCACUGGCAGGACGAUCAGCGCAAAAAGGAGGAAGCAAGUACAUUGGGAGAAGACGCAGACGGAAGUGCGAGUGAUUCCUCGUCAGAUUCGGACGAGGAGAGCGGAGACGAGUCGAGUGGCGAAUCUGCUCCUCCGACUGUUGCGCCCCCGCUUACUCAUGCUAAUCUCGAGCCGAAACCAGACAGCAGUCAAUCUGCUGACAUGCUCGCUUCUGCCUUUCGGCCUCGGCUACAGCAUCGUGUACAUGACUCGAGCUCGACGGAUUCUACCUCUACGAGCGGCAGUGCGACGAGCUCGCGCACCAUUACCAACGUCUCGCAAGGUAGCUCUGCGACGAGCACACCCAGUAAAGCUACCGCGUCAGAGUCUGAAGAUGUGUACAUGCAUGACUAG
Messenger RNA from Mixia osmundae IAM 14324, 2358 nucleotides. RefSeq lists its product as uncharacterized. Lineage: Eukaryota; Fungi; Basidiomycota; Mixiomycetes; Mixiales; Mixiaceae. Gene Ontology annotation, molecular function: protein kinase binding; cyclin-dependent protein serine/threonine kinase regulator activity. Gene Ontology annotation, biological process: regulation of cyclin-dependent protein serine/threonine kinase activity. Bases 1 to 2358 code for a protein of 785 amino acids. The transcript is spliced from 4 exons. The record is from RefSeq and is a predicted model, not a curated record. Gene Ontology annotation, cellular component: cyclin-dependent protein kinase holoenzyme complex; nucleus.